Rhinolophus ferrumequinum (greater horseshoe bat) is the source of this 2040-nucleotide messenger RNA. It is a transcript of the gene GSTZ1, whose product is annotated as glutathione S-transferase zeta 1. Lineage: Eukaryota; Metazoa; Chordata; Mammalia; Chiroptera; Rhinolophidae. Gene Ontology annotation, molecular function: maleylacetoacetate isomerase activity; glutathione transferase activity. Bases 22 to 1005 code for a protein of 327 amino acids. The transcript is spliced from 9 exons. Gene Ontology annotation, biological process: glutathione metabolic process; L-phenylalanine catabolic process. The record is from RefSeq and is a predicted model, not a curated record. Gene Ontology annotation, cellular component: mitochondrion; cytoplasm.
AGGCGGCCAGUGGCGCAGAGCAUGACGGACCGCGAGAGCCGGGCGGGCCAGGCCGGGAGGAAACGGGCUCAAGGAACUGCAAUUCCCAGCAGCGCCGGGACUGGGAGCGUGGCGACAGGGCGGGGCGAGCUAGAAGAAGCCGUAAAGAUCAUUCUAGUCCAACCCCGCCUUUCACUGAGACCUGAGCCAACGUGUCGUGGUCUCACUGGGCCUCAGCUGACGAGUCGGGGCGUCCCAGGUGCGAAGUUUACUGGCGUGGAAGAGGCGUCGCCCGAAGUGCGAGAUGCAAGCGGGGAAGGUGUGUGCCACGCAUCCGGGGAGAGGGGAGCUACUCAGAAAUACGGGGAAACGCGGGGGGCGGAGCCAAAGCCCAUCCUCUAUUCCUAUUUCCGAAGCUCCUGCUCCUGGAGAGUUCGAAUCGCUCUGGCCUUGAAAAGCAUCGACUAUGAGACAGUGCCCGUCAACCUGGUAAAGGACGGGGGCCAGCAGUUCUCUGAAGAAUUCCAGGCCCUGAAUCCCAUGAAGCAGGUGCCGGCCCUGAAGAUUGAUGGCAUUACCAUCGGCCAGUCACUGGCCAUCAUCGAGUACCUGGAGGAGACUCGACCCACUCCGAGACUCCUGCCUCUGGACCCAAAGAAGAGGUGCCUCGUGCGCAUGAUUUCUGACCUCAUCGCCAGCGGCAUCCAGCCCCUGCAGAACCUGUCAGUCCUGCAGCAAAUGGGACAGGAGAACCGGCUGACCUGGGCGCAGAAGGUCAUCAAUUCUGGCUUUAAUGCUUUGGAACAGGUCCUGCAGAACACAGCGGGGAAGUACUGCGUGGGGGACGAGGUGUCCAUGGCUGAUCUCUGCUUAGUGCCUCAGGUGGCAAAUGCUGAAAGGUACAAGGUGGAUCUCACUCCCUACCCUACAAUCAGACAUAUCAACAAGUCACUGCUGGCCUUGGAGGCCUUCCAAGUCUCUCACCCCUGCCGGCAGCCGGACACACCUCCUGAGCUGAGGGCCUAGCUCUCAAAUCAUGCCCCACUGGUGCAGGAGUAGAAGCUACGUGGACUGAACAGGCCUAGAAACGAGCAAACCCUAACUGAAGAGGCAGGAGACUUGCACUCCUAGCCCUUGAACUUGAACUCUAGUCCUGGAUCUGCCUUCACACUGAGCCUUUCUGCCUUCAUUCCCUCAUCUGUCAAAUUAGGGCAUUGUGGAGUGGGAGUAUGCCGGGAGGGAGGGAGGUGAGAACAUGACCUACUCUUUGUCAUGGGGCAGUCAUGAAGAUGAAGUGAGAAUGUAGACUAAAAUGCCUAGCAAGUUUACCAGAGAGCCACAGGACGUCUGAGCGCCUCUUCCCAUCCCCUCCACUGUACCUGACUCCACAGAAUGCCCCUGCUGCAAUGUGAGAAUUAAACUGAAGCCUAGUCCGCCAGCUUGUUCAGUUAAGGCGGAUGUUCAGUUGUUCGAUUAAGGCAGUUCCAGAAAAUGAACACUCUUCCUGGCUGGAAUCGCUGUGUCUGGACCAGGAGAAGAAGUCAGCCAGCCCCUUACCCACCCUGUGGGAGGCCCCUGGGACCUAAUGCAAGGAAGAGAAAUCAGCCCAAAAACCUGCCUGAGAGAAUCGCACAAGAUCUAUAAGAUAACAGACCAUCGCUGUGCCAUCGCUGUGUUCCCCCGCAGCACUGAGAGGGAAGUGGGCCCUUCACGCCAGUCCCUCAUCUUUGGGGGCAGCAUUCUCUGGACCAGUCCCAGGAUUAGGCACUUAGGGUAAAUCCAGUCACGAAUGAAUGGCUCUGGGCACUGGAGAUAGCCUCCUCCAUGGACAGUGGGAAUAGAAACUGAGAGACCGGGUAACAGUUUACCUUUGGUUCCCCUGCCUGGCAAUGUUCAACCAGAACUAGGAUCACCUCUUGGCAGAGAUAUUGUAGGGAUACUGCGAUCACUUUUGGGAAUGAAACAAAAGACCUUUAUGUCUUUAUGUACCUGACAUUGCAUUUCCCUUGCAUGGCUGAUGUUUAAACAGGGAAUUAAGAUACGUGUCUGGUUCAAAUGGAA